Dimorphilus gyrociliatus is the source of this 644-nucleotide messenger RNA. NCBI's taxonomy places the organism in Eukaryota, Metazoa, Annelida, Polychaeta, Dinophilidae. The record is from the annotation of a GenBank genome assembly.
ACUGAUUCUUCUUUCCUUCAACCAAUCAGUAACAACGAGCGAUAAUACGUAUUCCAAUAGCUUAGAAUUAAAAACUAACUAUCCUUGUGUUUACAAUGCUAGUCUUAGUUUUAGGAGACUUACACAUUCCGCACAGAAGCGGCGGGUUACCCGCUAAAUUUAAGAGAUUACUUGUUCCUGGAAAAAUUCAGCAUAUUUUAUGUACUGGCAAUUUAUGUACUAGAGAAACGUACGAUUAUCUUAAAAGUUUGGCUAAUGAUGUUCAUGUUGUAAAAGGAGAUUUCGACGAGGUAUCAACUUAUCCAGAGCAGAAAGUUGUUACAGUUGGCCAAUUUAGAAUAGGAUUAUGUCACGGACAUCAGAUUAUACCUUGGGGAGAUAUGGAAUCAUUAGCUAUCGUUCAAAGACAGUUAGAUGUUGAUAUUUUAAUUACUGGUCAUACGCACAAAUUCGAAGCUUUUGAGCAUGAAAACAAAUUUUUCAUUAACCCUGGUUCGGCUACUGGAGCUUACAAUACUCUGGAUAGAGACGUAAUACCUUCAUUUGUCCUCCUCGAUAUUCAAAAGACUACCAUUGUUGCUUAUGUAUACAAAAUUAGAGACGACGACGUUGUGGUCGAAAAAGUAGAAUAUAAGAAACCAUAA